AUGGCAGCUGCCUCUGUGCUCACUCCAAGCUCUCACUACCAACCGCCGUCCUUUGCCGCUUCGACUUACCCUCCCCAGUCGUCGUCCGCAAACUCGCCAACGCCCGCCAUGAUUUCCUCCUCCGAGCCGCCCCGUCGCGCACCCGACGACAACAGCAGCCCCCCCGAAGCGCCUGCUCGUCAAUCACUGCCUUCCAUAUCCGAAGUUAUCUCGGGUACCGGCCGCGGACCUUAUCCUCCUCCGCCUGCUCACGGCAGCUUGCCGCCACAGCCCGGCUCGGGUGGCCUACCAUCGCCCUUCGCUCCCCCCUCACGCCAGUACAACGACUCAGACAAGCACUCCAGGUCGCCCCAGCCUCUUCACCCGGCCUCUUUCCCUCCGCGGCAGGAUGCCAUUCCCGCCUUUGCCGACUCCCCCAGACCUCCCUUCAGCGGCCGCCCGGGCCUGCCGCCCGUGACGGAUCGCAGGCCGACGCCGCCUGGUAAACCUGACGGCCCUUCUCACCACGAUCACCGCUCCAUCUCGGGCGGCUACCCGCAACCACCUGCUCCCACCUCACAUCCUUAUCAGCCUGGUCCCAUGCCCCACGGUCAGAUGCCGCUGCCCGGGUAUCCCAUCUCCCCCCGACACGAGCACUACGACGCUCCUCGCCCGCAAACCCACGGCGAACCUGCUCCAUAUGCACGCAGCCGAUAUGAAGCUGCACCAAGACACUACGAGAACUGGUCGUACCACGAAUCCUUCAGCCGAAUCGCAUCCAGCUCCCGCACACUCUUCACCUUUGCCGAGGUUUAUAUACGAGCAGCUCAAGAGCAGCAGGCUGCUCAUGGCUCGUUCGACCGCCUUCCUAACGAACGCGAAGUGAACGAGAUGCUAGCAAACGUCGACUAUAUCAAACGCUCUUUGGAACAGGUCCGCGACAUCGUUCAACAUACCGAGCGUGCUCGUGAAGGUGCCAAAAACAAGAGUCACUAUGACGAAGGCCACGACCCCAUGUACAGUGACGGCAUGAAGCCGCACUAUCCUGUGAAUGAGGUCAAGAAGCGCCGUGGUCGCGCCGCGCCACCUGGGCGUUGUCACAGUUGCAAUAGGAUCGAUACGCCCGAAUGGCGGCGAGGUCCCGACGGCGCCCGCACAUUGUGCAAUGCCUGCGGUCUGCACUACGCCAAACUCGAACGCAAGCGCCAGCUAGAGGCUCGAGCAAUGCGGCCGAAGACGGAGGAGCGCAACUAA
This is a messenger RNA of Cordyceps fumosorosea ARSEF 2679, 1233 nucleotides long. RefSeq names its product sexual development transcription factor NsdD. Gene Ontology annotation, biological process: regulation of DNA-templated transcription. Lineage: Eukaryota; Fungi; Ascomycota; Sordariomycetes; Hypocreales; Cordycipitaceae. The transcript has 3 exons. Gene Ontology annotation, molecular function: zinc ion binding; sequence-specific DNA binding. Bases 1 to 1233 code for a protein of 410 amino acids. The record is from RefSeq and is a predicted model, not a curated record.